This is a messenger RNA of Penicillium longicatenatum, 1140 nucleotides long. RefSeq lists its product as uncharacterized. The transcript has a single exon. NCBI's taxonomy places the organism in Eukaryota, Fungi, Ascomycota, Eurotiomycetes, Eurotiales, Aspergillaceae. The coding region runs from base 1 to 1140 and encodes 379 amino acids. The record is from RefSeq and is a predicted model, not a curated record.
AUGUCGAACACAUUCGUCUCUUUCUUCAGCCUUGAUGGCGAUUCCAUUGUCUCUGGGCCAGUGCCAGUGGACCCCUUUGUGCCCGACUCGGGCAAUAUCUUUCCCAAAAUGGUCAAUCAAAUCAACGAUGCUGCCUGGGAACUAUGGCAAUUUGAUGGACUCGCCGCAAAUGGCAAGACAGCAGUCACCGUCUCCUUCUACCGCGAUACGCGAACACUUACUGAAGGUGGUUUUCAUGCCGAAUUGAAUGCUAUCUGGCCGGAUGGUACCAGCUGGGGUGAGAAACUCUUUUUUGAAGAGUCUGUCAUUACCUCUGAAGGUGACUUUUCCCAUACGGGAAAGGUACACGGGGUCUGGAAGUCUGACGCCGCGAGUGUCACAUUCCGAAUCGCGGCAGAUCUUUCGGUAGCCACGUUGCAGUUUUCUGUGCCCGGCCGAGUGACAGGAACACUAGAGCUGAGCUCCCUUAGUAGCCGCUCAGACUCACGCCUCCCAGCCACCGACGGCGCAGCAAAGCUUGGUUCAUCUGUGCAUUACAUCUACCCACUCGGGCCAUGUGUCUCGUCCGCAGAUCUAGUAUUUGAUGCGGCCGAUGACACGAACAGGCGCACGUUGAUCUUGAAAGCAGAAAAUGGAGACCGCGGAGGCUUUGUUCGAGGUUGGUCUAGCCUUGCAUGGCCCCAUUUCAUGACCGACGCGUAUUACAUGUGUGGGACCGCUGGCCCCUACAUGCUGCAACUCAUCCGUAUCGUCUCCACCGCUGCGGACGACUAUAAACCAUCGGUCGUUGCCCGCCUUUACCACAAUACGGAGCUAGUCUGUGCCGCGAAUCAAAUUGCUGGCAUCGGAGCACCAGAGCUGCAGGAAGAUGCCGUUGUUGUGGAGAAGGUGCUUGAUGGAGAAAGGGGCCUGAAGGGGGCGUUUCGUGAUAAGAACGUUGGUUACGUGAUUGAAUUUGUCAAAGGAGACGCUGGGAAAAAGUGGCGUUUUGAGACGCGUCACAAAGUCGCAUGGUGGAGUGACUAUACUAGUGACCAGGGGACAGGCAAAUCUGGUUUCAUCGAGGCGCUUUUCGGAGGAUCGCAGGAUGGGCCGAAGUUUGAAGGUUUCGCCGGAGCGGGUCAGCUGCAGCUGCCUUGA